AGGUGAGAGUUUGGCGUAUACAUAAUAUAUAUUUACGCGUUGUUUACAACAUUUUCUGUGUCUGCUUAUGGCAUCUUGUCGGUGACAUUGGCGUUGGACAGCAAUGCUAGUGUACUUAUCGGAACAUUGAAUGCUGUAUACAUGUGAGAUGUAAACAACCGAGUCGUAUACUAGUUCCUCGACUGAGAAAGCAUUGCGGCAAUACCUUGGCAACGCUGAAUAUUGGAGCUCGGUCACGUGACGAGCUAGAAUUUAAACCUUAUGAGAGUUUGAUUUUGUGAAUAACACUGCCAAUAUGAGCUUGCGGAUUUUUGUGUCUUACGAAGAUCGCCGACACUCGUUGGACGUGAAACCCAACGACGAUGUCGGCUCGUUGAAACUUAAAGCGACUGAGGUGUUUCAGUUAGAUACCCGUGGUGGCCAGUUUGUUGUGUUAAAUUACCAUGGCUCAGAUCUGGCCGAUGAUUGGUAUCUGAGUGACAUCGGCGUGUCCGCAGGUGCCACGUUAAAGGUCAGCGUACGGGAAGACGUUAAGCCUAAAUUGUAUGUGUACUCCGUAUUCAACGGCGAAACGAUUGAAAUUUUGGAUGAUAUUCACCCUCUCCAGACUACUGUAGCCGAAUUGAAGACAUUAAUAGUGCGACGUAGUGGUCUACCCGUGAGUGUAUUUCGGGUAGUCACGGAAGAUGGAACUGAUAUGUUUGACUUGAAUUCACUUGAUACGUACGGUAUCGAGUUCGGUUCCACGGUACGUAUGUUAACGUGGGACGGCUGGAACGAAUUCUUAAAGGCUGCUUCUAUCGGACAUACAUCGGAAGUGACGAAACAUCUCUCGGCAGAUGAACAUGUGGCCAAGUUCCAGUGCCGUGUUGCGUUGUUCAUCGCUGCACAUCACGGACACAUGGAUCUAGCUUCUACUAUGCUGAGACAGGGUGUACGUUCAGACGAACCAAUCGGAGAUCACCCAACGAGAGAGUGGUGUAGCAGUACGCAUAUUGAAAGCUACAAAACACCCAUACACGAAGCGGCGGAACACGGACAGUUACAGAUUCUGAGAAUUUUUGUUUUUCAUAAUAUUUGUUGCGUUACGUGUAAAGAUGGAAACAGUUUGACCCCCUUGAGCGUUGCUCUGAGAAAACAACAGAGGGAAGUGGCUUUGUAUUUGUUAACCAAGCAAUGGUCUAGCGUCACAUACAGCGCGGUUACAUUGCCCUUAACUAUUUACUCGCAAGUGAGAAGAUGGUGCGACCGAGCGAAAGAUAGAGUUAUGUUAAUUUACGGAGCGGAAAAGUCUAGCCUAAAAAUACGCCGUCCUUAUAGGCAAAAUGGCGCCCUGUGUGGGCAAGGUGUUCACAUAGAUGGAUUCACGGAAAGCAGACAGAAUGCUAGUCCCAGAUCCAAAAGCUACAAUAAGAUCAAAUGUAAAGCGCUUGGAUUAGUAAAAAAAUCUCCGCAUAUGCAAUCCUUGAGUGUUAAUAGUGUGCAUCAUGCAAGUACUGUACGUAGCAGUGUUGCUACAGGGGAAACAUCUUCUUUGUCGCCAACGUCUCCGGAAAAUAAGCUUCCGAGAUUAAACGGGGAAACAGUUCCCAGCUUAGUGGCAAAAUACAAACAACAAGUGGCCGAAAAAAGAUCGAAGCACUCGGAAUGGCGACCGAGAAGUCGAAGUGUGACGGUGAGUCCGACCAAAUUUCCGUCAAUCAACCAACAACAUGCAAAAAUGAAGAGUUCGUCGCACCAGAAUUUGACAGUUUCUCAUGACUAUGACUUCGAUGAAAACGGUGUCGAAACAGAUUUUAAUGCGAGUAGUGCGUAUUAUGUUAACACGCCAGCGGACGGCAAACGCCGUAGAAGCCAUAAAGCAGCGAAAAUACCACCUCUUAAACUUGACAAAUCACCCCGGGAGAGCGAUGAGCGCACUAAGAAAAUGGAAGAGAGGAAGAAAUGGAGACGCCAUAUUUUAGUGGAGAACACCGUGCCGCUACCAGCAAUGAGUUUAGAAGCCACACAGAAACCGUUCUAUUACACUGGAACUAGGGGGGUAAAUCUACCAGUGAACACUAUCAAAUUAUACGAGGAUAUCAUUGGAUGUUCGGCCAGAGAAAAAGCUAUCGAGUCUCUGGCGAUUGCUUCAACGUUCAAAGAAAAACCUUGGCUACAACAAGUACGAUUAGCCAUGUCAUUUUCACGGCAACACAUCAUGAGGAUUGCUUCACUCGAUACCAUCACACCGGGAAGGAAGGUUACUGAGUCUGACAUGAUGUCGACGAGAGACGAAGCAGACGAUUCAAGCGACGACGAGAGCGUGUUCAUAGACAGCCCAGCAACAGACCAGGUAAUUGCCGAUGUGCGAUCAAGCUGA
Messenger RNA from Saccoglossus kowalevskii, 2362 nucleotides. Its product is annotated as protein ANKUB1-like. NCBI's taxonomy places the organism in Eukaryota, Metazoa, Hemichordata, Enteropneusta, Harrimaniidae. Gene Ontology annotation, molecular function: protein binding. The record is from RefSeq and is a predicted model, not a curated record.